Molecule: messenger RNA, 1753 nt
Organism: Notodromas monacha
Lineage: Eukaryota; Metazoa; Arthropoda; Ostracoda; Podocopida; Cyprididae
Source: the annotation of a GenBank genome assembly
UAUGCUGGGUGCAUCUCGCUGGAUGAAUUGAAGAUCCAAUUUUCCCUCUUGCUGAAACUUUCAUGAUCUUUUCAUCAAAUCUCUCGGGUUUAAUCGGCUGUGAAUCUUAUUAUACGCGUACUUCACUAUACGAGCCAUCAAACCAUUCCUCUUUUUUAUCUAAAUGGGUAUAAUCUCAUCAAAAUAGGAUGGAUCCGCGAUAUUAUUUUCUGCUCAUGAAAGAAUUUUCUUUUAGAUUUUAAAUAAAAACUUGCCAAAGUUUCGAUUGACACAACAGGAAACCAUGUAUCCAGGACAAAGGACCCCUUCGACUAGUCGGAUUCCUACAGAAUACCCGAGCCUAACUGGAUCUCUGCUAGGAAACAAUGUGACAGAUGGCCGACAAGUUAUUGGAUUCAGGGAUCCGUACGCGAGAGCUUCAUAUUCUCGCAGAUACUCAACAUCUAUGCCCAACGCAUUGAUGACAGCUGGAGAUUCGGAGGGUGCGACGGAGAAACCGUCGGAAAUCAUCGUGAUCUUCAACAAUGCGAGCCUCGAAGAAGCUCCGAAGAAGUCGCUCAAGUUUUUCCACGGAAUUUGCUUUUUCUUGGCUGGCGUAACUACUUACAAUUGGUUCUACAUCGUCCUUGCUGCUGGUUCUGAUUGGAUCGGAGUGGCCUCAUCUGGAAACAGCACAGAUGCCGAUGGACACUUCACGCAGUCGGACAGACAUUGGACGCCCUUGUGUCACGAGAAAUCCGCGUCUUUCGCAUUAAUUACCUACAUGAUUCCGGUUUUCGUUGGGAAGUUGGUCGCGAUGGUGACGUUGAAUAUUUCAAUUUUGAUACGGAUAAUCGGAGUGGCCGUGAUUGGAAUUAUUGGUGGUAUGUUGAUUGCUUUGUCGAGAAAUAUCUACGCUUCGGCAGUCGGAGUCGGUUUGGCUGGAUUUUAUUGCGGGUUUUGUGAAGCCACUUUCAUCAGCCUUUCGUCUUUAUUUCUCAAGAGUGCGACGGCAUGGUUCACUUUUGGCAUGGGCGUUAUUUGCGUGGUGAUAGCGUGCUUAUACGUGGUGUUCCAGGAUUUCGUCCACGAGCCGUUUAUUUUCUUGCAAAUCAAUGCUGCUUUUCCGGUCGUCAUGUUAAUUGCGUUCGCUUUGAUGUACAGGGACUUUCCGGAAAGGGCAGCGAGUCGAGGGUUGAAUUUUAAGCAGAGGACCGCUGACCUUGUUCAGCACUACAGGAAUUAUCUGUCCCUGUCAUUGUUAGUCAUGCUGUCUUUUAUUAUCCAUCAGGGGCUGUUCCAGAUAUUGGCCUACACGCAGCUGGAUUUUCUUUCUGCGCAUCAGCAAUAUCAUUUGUUCGACGCCAUGUUUUUUGUAGGCUACACAGCUUCAAUGCUUUCAGUCAAGAUUUUCAGGCUGACUCUCACUUGGCUUUUGGCAGCACUUCAAGUGAUCAACAUUAUCAUACUGACCGCGGAUGGCGUACUACAUUACAUAAAGUCGAUUUGGAUCAUUUUCUUCAUGGUUUUCUAUGCCGGGUUUCUCUUUGGAGGAGGUCUCGUGGGAGCUAUUUAUGAACUUUACACGACUGUGGAUCCAGUGGCAAGAGAAUUCGGGUUGGCAGCAGUUAGUGCGUGGUCUGAAAUUGGUGUGUUGUUGGGGGCUCUCCUGGGCGUGGCGCUUCACAACAUGAUUUGUUCGACUGUUCGGAAAUAACUUUAUACAUAUAUUUUCUCCUGGAUUUUUCAAUAAAAUUCCAACCGUGAUCACUUA